Molecule: messenger RNA, 1782 nt
Organism: Gregarina niphandrodes
Lineage: Eukaryota; Apicomplexa; Conoidasida; Eugregarinorida; Gregarinidae
Exons: 1
Coding region: 1-1782 (593 amino acids)
Source: RefSeq, a predicted model, not a curated record
AUGGCAUUCUACAACCAACAUCUGGGCAUGUUCGCUCCUAGGCCAGACUCGAAGCCGUUGGAGGUCGUGCAGCGUCUGGGACGUGAAACCAUGAGCAUCCAGGGUGGUCGGGAUCUCGGUUUUUACUCCUUCGCCAAGUCCCAGUUGCGUUCGCUGGGUCUAAUGAAAAAUGACCCGCACCCAACACUGCGGCGAUACGGUAUGGAUGUAGCAGGGCGGUUUAUGCAGUUGCAUUUGCGAGUACCCCCGAAACAAGCAGCGGAGAACUCGGCGAAGGCGAUGCAGUGUUGGCAGACGCUGCGACAAGUGCUGGAAAAUCAAGACAUGACAAUCACGGACCGCCAGCUAUUGCUGCACACCAUACAGGCACAAACUAAGGGACCGAAAAAUAUAGUGGAUGAGACUGGAAGGACCAGAUCGAUGGUUGACCCGAGAGCGGCAGAGUGGGACUUCCUUCAACGCAAAUUAUCGGCCCUUUAUGCGCAGGGAAAAUCAUUGAAAAGCAUGGAGCUAGAUGAUAAAGAACGGAUCCUCAUUUACGAGAAAUUGGAGGAAUAUAAGGAGCAAGAAAAGCAACGGGAACUUCUGAACCGACUGAAGCGACAGUGGUUUGUAAAACUGCCUUGGGAGGUUGGCAAGGAGCUAAAGAUGGCCGGCGCAGAAGAGCACAUUCAAGUCGAACCUCAGGACGUUAGGGCUCAAUUCUGGGGCCCAGAAGUCGCUGAGGAGGAGCGUCCACCAGUGGGAGAGAUAGUAACCAAUCCCGACCGAUAUCGGCAACUUACAAAACUGUUUAUGGAGCACGAGUUGGAUAAACGAUUCGAAGGCCGACUCUCAUUCUCUGUGCAGAGCUUGGACGAACUUAGUGUUGAAGAUGCCAACGUGCUUAAGCGGUUCCAUGCCAAACCGCAUGAGCAACGCAUUUGUCGAAAGAUAAUAGACAUGAAUCAACCAGAAAAAAAACAAAAGAAGAAGACGGCACAACUCCCAAUGAUUCAGCCGCCACGCAGACGGGACCAGGGACUGGUGGCGGGACCUCUGGUCCGGGAUCCGGUUGAUCGGCUUGUACUCGAAGCCUCGAUCAUCCCAAAUUAUAUCGAACUUUUAACCGCACACACGUUUGCGCUCGGAUUUGUUGAUGGAAUGACGGAAUUAAAAGUCCCUCUGCUCGGCUAUAAAAAAUCCCUAGAGACUGUUCUCAAGAGCCAAGCAAUUGUCGAUCUCAUACAACUCAUGCUGAGAGCAUUGAACCACUUUACAGGGUCGGACAUGAAAAGUUUCUCCCUGACGCCCGAGUUUGUAGAAAGUCUGGACGUCUCAUUUUAUGAUCAACUGGCGAAAAUUCUGCGCAAACAUGAGAAAGGACAGCUCCUCUUGAAACAACUCAAAAUAGACAUCGCACUCGUGGAACCGGUGGCCGGACUCGAACCCUCCACCUCGCCGUCAGGAGCAGCCGUGGAGGUUGGUGACGAAGGAACUGUAGCCGGAGUGCCCAUUGGCAUCGUUGGCAUGGAAGGCCGCAUACUGCCAUUUGUAGAACUGUUUACAAAGUGCAGGCUGUUCAUGACAUACAUUUGUGCCGAAGGGGGCGUCAGUGCGUCGGUCUUCCGUCUUGUCAAAUUUUUUGACCGCGCCAGGCCGGAAGUUGAAGAUUUAGUUACACUACUCCGAUCGACGAAAGACGUCUGCUCUCAUUUCGUCUUUUGGCUCACUGGCAGCAGCGGCGAUCUCAGCUGCAUCAACGCACUGUCCUACGUCAAAAACCAACUUGAAGAUUUCUGA